CUGCGGCUCGUCACCUCCCGGGUCCCAGCCUUCACGGGCCGGGGCCGCCGCCGCCGCCGCAGGACGGGGAGGCGGGCCAUGGCGUCCUGCGUGGGGAGCCGGACCCUGAGCAAAGAUGAUGUGAACUACAAGAUGCAUUUCCGGAUGAUCAACGAGCAGCAAGUGGAGGACAUCACCAUCGACUUCUUCUACCGGCCUCACACCAUCACCCUGCUCAGCUUCACCAUCGUCAGCCUCAUGUACUUCGCCUUCACCCGGGAUGACUCUGUCCCAGAAGACAACAUCUGGAGGGGUAUCCUUUCUGUUGUUUUCUUCUUUCUUAUCAUCAGUGUGUUAGCUUUUCCCAAUGGUCCAUUUACUCGACCUCAUCCAGCCUUGUGGCGAAUGGUUUUCGGACUCAGUGUGCUCUACUUCCUGUUCCUGGUAUUCCUCCUCUUCCUGAACUUUGAUCAGGUUAAAUCCCUAAUGUACUGGCUAGAUCCAAAUCUCCGGUACGCCACGAGGGAAGCAGAUGUCAUGGAGUAUGCUGUGAACUGCCAUGUUAUCACCUGGGAGAGGAUUAUCAGCCAUUUUGAUAUAUUUGCAUUUGGACAUUUCUGGGGCUGGGCUAUGAAGGCCUUGUUGAUCCGUAGUUAUGGCCUCUGCUGGACAAUCAGUAUUACCUGGGAGCUAACUGAGCUCUUCUUCAUGCACCUUCUGCCCAAUUUCGCUGAGUGCUGGUGGGACCAAGUCAUCCUGGACAUCCUGCUGUGCAACGGCGGUGGCAUCUGGUUGGGCAUGGUCGUUUGCCGGUUUUUAGAGAUGAGGACCUACCACUGGGCCAGCUUCAAAGACAUCCACACCACCACUGGUAAAAUCAAAAGAGCCGUGCUCCAGUUUACUCCUGCUAGUUGGACCUACGUUCGAUGGUUUGACCCCAAAUCUUCAUUUCAGAGAGUGGCUGGAAUAUACCUUUUCAUGAUCAUCUGGCAGCUAACUGAGUUGAAUACCUUCUUCUUGAAACAUAUCUUUGUGUUCCAAGCCAGUCAUCCAUUAAGUUGGUGUAGAAUUCUCUUUAUUGGUGGCAUCACGGCUCCCACAGUGAGGCAGUACUAUGCUUACCUCACUGACACACAGUGCAAACGCGUAGGAACACAGUGCUGGGUGUUUGGGUGUAUGAAUAGUACUGUGACCGAGUGUGGAGGGCAGGCAGAGGUGGGUGUGGCCCUCUCCUGGUGCCGGAGCCAUGGGGACCACAGAGAGGCUGAGGCAGGGACAGGGCUGGAGAAGGCAGAGCACCGCACUCCUGCCCUCCAGUGGGCAGAAUCCGCAAUGACGGGCAGCCCUGCGCUCACCGCCCCUUCGUCCUGUGGAGUAGCAGCUGCCUGCCAGCCUCCCCACCUCCAUCACACCGCGAUGACUGGUCUCGAUGACUGGUCUGGGGACUCUCGGCUCCACCCUUGCAUCUGGGGGCUGUGCACAGGGAUGCUGCUGGUCCUGGCUAUUCCCGGCAUGCUUUUCUUUCUCCGGAGGUGGGCCUUCACCACCUUCCUGUGUCUGUACGGCAUGGUUUGGUACGCAGAGCACUAUGGUCACCGAGAAAAGACGUACUCCGAGUGUGAAGAUGGCACCUACAGUCCAGAUAUCUCCUGGUCUCAUGGGAAAGGUACAAAAGGUUCUGAAGACAGCCCACCCAAGCAUCCGGGCAACAACGAAAGCCACUCUUCCAGAAGAAGGAAUCGACAUUCCAAGUCAAAAGUCACCAACGGAGUUGGAAAGAAAUGAAGGAGCCCGGUUAAUCGCAGACGUCCCAGAGAGUGCCUAGAACCGAGAGGGAGACAGAAAGGCUUGGACCUCCCUGUCGGGAGGGCAAACAUGCGGUGCCAUUGGGACGAGGAGAGGGGACUUGGGGGUCAUUAUUUGAGAGCGCGUGAGUCUUGUUUCCCACAGACCCAGCCACGUGAGGCAGGUCAGUGCUCGGGAUCCUUCGCCAGCUCGGGGUCUCCUCCAACUUCAGCACUUGGCGUGCGGUCACUGGUAGCCGUACGGAGCAUCUGCAGGAAGGGUGGCCUCUCACUCACAGCUGCCCGGAGCAGCACCGCUUGCGUGUAUUGUGGUUGCAGUUAGUUGAAACACCUUCAUUCAGACAGGGCAUUAACGGUACGUUAACACUGGUGACCAGUUUUUAUUUUUAUAAAUCUGCCUUUCCCAUUUGACUGAUUGGUUUAAGUUCAGGCCACUCUUCUGUCUUUUAUUGUUGGUAUCUUAUUUGUUGUUAAGUUAGGAUGCUUAAAAGCCUUCAGAAGCCACUGCUGAAAUUGAGUUGGGGGAAAGCUCUUCUCUCUCCUGAAGAAGAAAAUGGGGAGAGCAUUUGUGUUACUGUCUGGCAAACUCAUCCCCCUUUUAGGACCUGAAACCACACAGUGGUGUAAACCAGUCUGAGGAAAGACUGGCUACCUACAUAGGAUCCUGGGCUUCAGAUCAGAACCUUUUUUGUUUGUUCUGAAUGUCAUUUGUCCAGAGUUAUCCACAGUGCACAGAAGU
Molecule: messenger RNA, 2523 nt
Organism: Puma concolor (puma)
Lineage: Eukaryota; Metazoa; Chordata; Mammalia; Carnivora; Felidae
Source: RefSeq, a predicted model, not a curated record